CAAACCACAUGGGGGCGCUGUGACGACAGAGCGCAGCGCAGAGUGCAGUGAAGUGCUCUUGCUCGAGUCUCCGCCUCUGCCAGCACCACCGCGGAUGACGUUGAACAACAAAGAUGGCAGGAGGAAACAGCAACUAUUGGGAAGACCUGCGGAAGCAGGCGAGGCAGCUGGAGAAUGAACUGGACCUGAAGCUGGUGUCUUUCAGCAAACUGUGCACCAGUUACAGCAGCUCUCGGGACGGUCGUAGAGGAGACAGUAGUUCAGAUACAACACCUCUGCUCUGUAACUCCACUCAGGACAGAAUGUUUGAGACCAUGUCAGUGGAGAUUGAGCAGCUACUUGCAAAACUGACAGGGGUGAAUGACAAGAUGGCCGAGUAUACGAGCACACCUGGAGUAACGUCCCUGAAUGCUGCUCUAAUGCACACUCUUCAGAGGCACAGAGACAUCCUACAGGACUACACACAUGAAUUUCAUAAAACCAAAUCAAACUUCAUGGCAAUCAGGGAGAGGGAGGAUCUUUUGGGAUCUGUGAGAAAAGACAUUGAGACAUAUAAGAGUGGCUCGGGGGUGAAUAAUAGGCGGACAGAGCUCUUCCUGAAAGAACACGAGCACCUGAGAAACUCAGAUCGACUUAUUGAUGACACAAUAAGCAUUGCCAUGGCAACCAAGGAGAACAUGACCUCCCAGCGAGGUUUUUUGAAGUCUAUACAGAGCAGGGUCAACACCCUGGCCAACCGUUUCCCUGCCAUCAAUAACCUAAUACAGCGGAUCAACUUGAGGAAGAGGCGGGACUCAUUAAUUCUGGGAGGAGUCAUUGGCAUCUGCACCAUUCUUCUGCUGCUAUAUGCAUUUCACUGACAAACAGGGGCGCUAACAACUACUUUUAGGGGGUGUUCUGCAAAGAGGUGGCAAAGCCUUGAGAAAGGGCUCAAUGAGAGGUGGACCAUUGGGGCAACAAAGCAGAAGCCCACCUGGCCUAGUCUGGAAACAGGAUUGUUUGUGGCCAGCAUGGACCUUAUUUGUAAUUAGCAUCAGAAGGGGUUUAGCUCUAAGAGCCUUUUUUGUUUCUGUACUACAAACAAUGCGCUGUUCAGAUCUGAACUGGGACUGGAGACCAAAUUAUUAACAGGAAUAGAUUUCAAAGAGCAUAUUAUAACACGCUGGCUUGAGAAAAUGAUGCUGUGAAGCAUCAAAAUGGCGUUGUGUUGUUCCUGUAUAUUAUUAAUCGGAAGAGGGUUUUAAUUUGAUGAUCCUUUUAGUAAGAGGGUUUCUCAUCAUGCUGUGUACUUUGUGAAUUAAUAAAUUAUUCAUAUACGGAAUAUUAAAAAUGUGUGUGAAACACUA
Molecule: messenger RNA, 1346 nt
Organism: Megalobrama amblycephala (Wuchang bream)
Lineage: Eukaryota; Metazoa; Chordata; Actinopteri; Cypriniformes; Xenocyprididae
Gene: gosr1
Product: golgi SNAP receptor complex member 1
Exons: 9
Coding region: 114-860 (248 amino acids)
Biological process (GO): vesicle fusion; endoplasmic reticulum to Golgi vesicle-mediated transport
Cellular component (GO): Golgi medial cisterna; SNARE complex; Golgi membrane
Molecular function (GO): SNAP receptor activity
Source: RefSeq, a predicted model, not a curated record